Molecule: messenger RNA, 471 nt
Organism: Venustampulla echinocandica
Lineage: Eukaryota; Fungi; Ascomycota; Leotiomycetes; Helotiales; Pleuroascaceae
Exons: 3
Coding region: 1-471 (156 amino acids)
Biological process (GO): regulation of transcription by RNA polymerase II
Cellular component (GO): CCAAT-binding factor complex; nucleus
Molecular function (GO): RNA polymerase II cis-regulatory region sequence-specific DNA binding; protein heterodimerization activity; DNA-binding transcription activator activity, RNA polymerase II-specific
Source: RefSeq, a predicted model, not a curated record
AUGAAAACCGCCCUUCCCGAUAAUGCAAAGAUUGCAAAGGAAGCCAAAGAGUGCAUGCAGGAGUGUGUGAGCGAGUUCAUCUCAUUUAUCACAAGUGAAGCCUCUGAGAAGUGCCACCAAGAGAAGCGAAAGACGGUUAAUGGCGAAGAUAUCCUAUUCGCCAUGACUUCUUUAGGUUUCGAGAACUAUGCAGAGGCAUUAAAGAUCUAUUUGUCGAAAUACCGAGAAACUCAAUCGACAAGAGGCGAGAAUCGACCCGGCAGCCAAGGCUAUGGGGCGACAGGUGCGCCAGGCGGGGCCCAAAAUGCGGCCUCGUCAGCCAACUUUGCAGGCGCGGCUGAAGGAAACAACAACAUUCUUGGUGGCCCGCAAGCGGAGGGUGGCGAACACGAUCCUGCUUUCCACGGAAGUCUGUACGGCGGCCAAGUCCCAACUGGACAUAAUGGCUCAGCAGGCGGCGACGGCUAUUAA